CCCACUGCUCGUCCCCUCCAAAACGCAAGGCGCAUGCGCAUGCGCGGUCCUUGUUUGGGCGCGGGCGCUGGAGGCGUGGAAGAGCUCGUGGCUGGUCGGUAAAGCGGUUGGCUGCGGGGAAGAGGCGCCUCCCUUAACUGACUUGUAACAUAACCCUCAAGGACUUCCCCAUGGCUGACAAGCAGGCAAGCCAUUUCAGUUCUCCAGAGAAGAGGCCGGUGUUGUUGUCAUCUAGUUCCUCUUCCACAGAACUCGCCACUUCCGCCUCUUCUGACCUGCAGCCCUUUUCCCUGGGCCGGGCGUCAACCUCUUCCGUGUCCCCCAGUAAUCUCUCCUCCUAUACGGUUCCUGUUCGCCUGGAUGUCCUCUAUUUUCUGCUCAACAGUGCCGCUAAGGGGGCCCAGAGUGCCCAGAAUGCCCUGCCCUCUGUACCCACCCAGGCUGGGCAAGGGCCAUUCUCCACAUACCCCUAUCCAGCUACUCAACACGUCGUGAGUUCCUGCAGUUGCUGCCACCAUUCCCAGUGUGGCACCAUGCCCUCCUAUGCCACAGUCCCACAUCCCGUUGCAGGUGCCAAUUGUUUGGGAGCAACUCAGGGAAGCUUUGUUAACCAGGCAGUGUUGAGUGCUGGAGUCCUCGGGAACCAAAAUAGUGGACAACGUUAUGUUGUCACCCGUCAAGGCGAUGGGAAAGGCGGGCCUGGCUUUGCCCAGCCUCAGCCAGGAAACGUCUGGAGAAGCAGGGAAUCCACAACAGGCUGGAUGGAGAACCAAAGACAGGAAGGAGCAGACCGAGGUAACAGCUGGCAAGGCAAGUGGCCCAGUAGAGGAAGGUCUUGGGGGGACCGGAGACAAGGCAGCUCUGAGCCAGGCUCCUGGAACACCGGGUCAAAGGGCUGGGGAAGGGAAGGUUCCCCAUUUGGCUCAAAUUCUGGUGGCGGAAGAAGGAACCAGGAGUGGGGUUCUCGAAAGAUGCCAUGGGACGCCCCAGAAGCCAAACGACGUCAAGAUGAUGUCAAAGUGGAGUGGCCGAGGAACCACAGCAAGCCAGAGGCAACAAGCUCUGCCAGUAAGGCAGCAGAUACCAAUCCAGCCAAACCAUCAUUGAUUCAAGCAGGUGAAGACUGGGACUUGGAUUAUAAGAGCAAAAAAGCAAGUUCUGCACCUCAGGCCAGCGUUUCUCAUCCGGCCCCUCAGAAGAACCAGGGGGAUGCCCACAAAGCCAGUGAAGAAUGGGAUAGUGAAUAUUCUCCGUCUCCCAAUCCACCCAAAUCGAAGCCAAGCACCUCUCUUCUUUUUGGAUCUUGCUCGAAAGAUCCCAAAUCCAGCACAGCAAAGAUUGCUGAUUCUCGUGCAGAUCAGAGCAAGAAUGGUGGGUUUGCCAGCUACCUCAAGGGUCUUUCUUCUGACCUCCCCGGGAAAUCCAGCUCCGAGGAGUCCACAGAUCUGAUCAUCGAAACGGACAUGGAGUUGUCCAAAGACAGCGACGAGGAGCAGUCUUCGAAAAGUGUAGCUGGAGAGGAGUCGAAAGCUUCAAAAAUUGGAAUUAAGGCAGGGAUGUACAGCUUCAUGGGAGGAGGCUUGCUCUGUGCCUCUGUCGGGAACGUUCUCCUGGUGGUGUCCACAGUGACCGACUAUUGGAUGCAGUACCGGGUCGCUGGCACCUUUGCUCACCAGGGCCUCUGGAGGUAUUGCUUCCCCGGAAAAUGCUACAUGCAGAUGGAGAAGUUCGUCUUAUUCCCUUCAGUCUACUGGAACUCCAUCCGGGCCUUCAUGAUCCUUUCUGCCCUCACUUGCUUUGCUGGCGUCAUUACGGGGAUUCUCUCUUUCGCCCAGCUUUCCACUUCUCAGCGCUUCAAUAGGUCCUUUGUGGCUGGCAUCCUGUUCUUUGUGUCUGCUCUGUUCGUAAUUCUAGCCAUGGGGCUUUACACCGGAGUCACCGUCAACUUCCUGGGCAAACGGUUUGGCGACUGGCGCUUCUCCUGGUCCUACAUCUUGGGUUGGGUUUCUCUCUUGUUGACUUUCUUUGCAGGUAUUUUUUACAUGUGUGCAUACAAGAUUCACAAAUGCCAGCGCUUAGCUGGCGUCUGCUAACUUUAUAGAAUGCACUGAAACAGGAUGUAUCAAUUGCAUCUGAAAAACCAGGGACGUGGAAAGGGGUGGAAAUACUUCCGAAAAAAACACUGACCAAUCAAGACUAUAAUGUUUACAGACAAACACCUCCCUUGAUCUGUUUUCUGGUGUAGUGUGAAGACAAACAGCAUUGUCUGGUGGUCCAGGAUUUUAAUUUCAUCUCUGCCUUUGUACUCACUGGGUGAUUUUGUUACUCCCCUCUAUCCCCUUGUCUGGAAUACAUGAACAAUAAUACUGACCUUACAGGAUUGCUUUAUCAGCUCUGCAUAUGAAGUGCUUGGAGAAGGAGCCUCCCCAGAAUAAAAAUGAAUAUGACGGCAUAGAAAGAUAACUGGAAGCACAACACUUUGAGUUAUUUUUAAAAAUGUUGACAUCAGCCCCAUAUGAUUGUAAUUUUUCAGGUUCAUUAUUUAAAUGUUAAGUUUCAAAAAACUUAAAUAAAACAUUUUUUAAAA
Molecule: messenger RNA, 2587 nt
Organism: Anolis carolinensis (green anole)
Lineage: Eukaryota; Metazoa; Chordata; Lepidosauria; Squamata; Anolidae
Product: lens fiber membrane intrinsic protein
Exons: 6
Coding region: 171-2093 (640 amino acids)
Cellular component (GO): plasma membrane
Molecular function (GO): structural constituent of eye lens
Source: RefSeq, a predicted model, not a curated record